Messenger RNA from Oreochromis niloticus (Nile tilapia), 1676 nucleotides. Its product is annotated as HERV-H LTR-associating protein 2. Gene Ontology annotation, biological process: negative regulation of T cell proliferation; positive regulation of T cell proliferation; T cell costimulation. The transcript is spliced from 6 exons. The record is from RefSeq and is a predicted model, not a curated record. Lineage: Eukaryota; Metazoa; Chordata; Actinopteri; Cichliformes; Cichlidae. The coding region runs from base 29 to 1087 and encodes 352 amino acids. Gene Ontology annotation, cellular component: external side of plasma membrane.
GCGGGACACAGCGGAGAAUGUAACAGUAAUGGUGGACCAACGGAGCUUGUAUUUGUUGACCUGGAUCUUUCUGACGAUUGUAGAUGGAGAUGCUGAGGUGUCCUGUGUUUUCAUGGAGAGAUGCGUCUUACCGUGCAGUUUCAAGAUUGGGAAUGAAAUCGUCAUCCACUGGUUUAACACAAAAAGAGACCUUCAUGUCCACUCAUUCUACUACAGCAGAGACCAGCUUGGAAACCAGGACCAGUACUACAGAAACAGGACUUCACUGUUCAAGGACCAGAUCCGCAGAGGAAAUGCCUCACUCCAGCUGACAAGUGUGGAGGUUCAGGAUGAGGGCAGAUAUAAGUGCCACACCAGCACCAUCAAGGGAAACCAGGAGUCAUUUGUCAACCUAAAAGUGGACGCUCCAGUUAAUAAGGUCACAAUUGAUCAGGUUGAAAACAGGAUCAGCUGCAGGUCAGAGGGGAUCUACCCUGAACCUCAGCUCUCCUGGUCCACCAGCCCUCCAUCCAACAUCACCUUCACUAACACCACCACAGUUGAGCGGACUGAGCAGCUGCUUUACAACAUCAGCAGCUCUCUGAUGCUUUCAGCCGGUGUUUAUGAUCUGCUCUUUAUCUGCACCAUCAGCACUCGCAGGAACAGGAGGAGAACCACUCUGCAAAGACUAUCUGAUAUCAGUGGUCCCAGCACUGGUGUGACAAUACCCUGCACCCCCUCAAACACUUCACUCACCAACUUCACCCUCCUCUGGAGAUUCAACCACACUCACACCAUCCUGAGCCAGUCCUGGACCGACGUCACCUACUCGGUGUCAGACCGGUGGAGGCAGAAGGUGGAGAAUGUGUCCAAGUCAGGCAGCCUCAUGCUAAAGGACUUAUCCACAAAGCAGGAGGGGAUGUACACCUGUAAGCUCAGUAAUGCUGAGGAGACGCACACCACCCACAUCCACCUGAGAAUAACUGAAGGGGCUCGCUCUAACACUGCAGUCAUUACUACAGCUGUUAUGUGUGGACUGGUAUUGAUCGGCCUGUCGUUCGCUGCCCUAAUCUACAUCAGGAGGCGACUGUGUAAUCUGAAGGAUUGAAAUUAUGGACGCUGAAGACGUUUUUUGAAAUCAUCCAUCAGGUUUUGAAGCCGAGCCUCACUCUAACCUUUGUUCAUAGCAUCAGCUGAGUUUACCUCAUCAUUGCCAACGUCUCUAAUACAUAGUUAACCUUUGUUUUCUGAUUUUAAAUAAUCUAAUUCCCUAUCAGCUAGUAACACAUUACUAUAAUCACAUUACUUUUAUGUGGGACGCUGUAAUGUAAUAUUACAUUGAUUCAUUAAUUGUACUAAAUUUACUAAUCAGACAGUUAAGAAAAGAUUCAUCAAUCAUCUGCAGGACAGUUGGAUAGAACAGCAAUAAUCACAUGUCUUCUUUUUCUGUGUAUUACAAUAUACAGCUACCCACUGCUGCUAACGCACCACAGGCACGCAGCCUUUGUAUCGUCGUCACAAACCAGGAUGGACUCUGUUUUGUUCAGAGUCACAACAAAGAGAAAUCUUAUUUUACUAACUCAGUGGUUCCCAAACUUUUUUUGCUGGGCCCCCCUUGUUUAACAAGAAAAAUGUUCGCGCCCCCCCACCCCCGCGCGUGCACGCGCGCACGCACACGCACAAACACAUCCUUCAAC